AUGAAGUUUAGCAAGCUCUUGGCCGGCUUGGGCCUCAUGGCCACUGCAGCAAACGCCAUCGACGUACAAAUCGACGACGAGCAGAGCCGCAAGGAAGCCGCCGGCACCGUGGCGUAUGGGCUACUCGGAUUCUACUAUGGCAAUAAUACGGGCGAUGUUCCCGGCAACCUGCCAAGUCCUUAUUACUGGUGGCUCUGUGGCGCCAUGAUGGGCACCUUGAUCGACUACUGGCAUUUCACAGGCGACGAUUCUUACAACGACCUGGUAAAGCAAGCCAUGAUCCAUCAGGCGGGAGUCGACCAAGACUUUCUACCCGCUAACCAGACCCGUGCUAUGGGUAAUGAUGACCAAGGGUUCUGGGCCAUGACAGGCAUGCUCGCCGCCGAGUACAAGUUUCCCGACCCUCCAGAGGACGGGCCCCAGUGGCUUUCUAUUGUGCAGGCCGUCUUCAACGAGUUCGCCUCUCGAUGGGACGAGGAACAUUGUGGUGGUGGUCUGCGUUGGCAAGUGUUCGACUUCAAUGUUGGGUGGAAUUAUAAAAAUUCAGUAUCAAACGGCUGCUUCUUCAACAUAGCCUCGCGCCUGGCUCGCUACACGGGCAACGACAGCUACGCCGACUGGGCCGAGACCGUCUGGGAAUGGGAGAACGAGGUUGGCCUCAUGACCGACAAGUACGAACUCAAGGACGGUGUGACGAUUCGCGACGGCCAGGACUGCCGCGAGGAUAUGGACCCCACCCAGUGGUCUUAUAAUUCGGGCGUGUGGCUGCACGGUGCCGCCAUCAUGUCGAACUACACCGACGACGCCAAGUGGAAAACGCGUGUAGAGGGCAUCCUCAAUUAUGGUCUCGACCUGUUCACAAAGGACGGCAUCAUCUUCGAGCAGCAAUGCGAGACCUGGAACACAUGCGACGACGACCAGCGGUCAUUCAAAGGCUACUACAUGCGAUGGCUCGCUGCUGUGGCGCAGCUCAUUCCCGAGCUGGCCGACAAAAUUGUACCACUCUUGAAGAAUACCGCUGUGAUUGCAGCCGGUGCUUGCUCUGGCUCGCCUACUGGGCCCAUUGCAGGCUAUCCGCCAUUCAAGGGACAUCCGGGCACGGCCUGCGGAUUUACAUGGCUGAACGGGUCAACCUUUGACAACAAGUUUGGCGUGCCUGAAUCAAUGAACGCUCUAGCUGCCCUCUUGUCGACCUUUGAGGCCGAUCCGCCUGUUUCAGCGGACACUGGCGGUACAUCCAAAGGAAACCCCGGCGCUGGCGGAAGUGAUGAGGAGAAGGUGAGGGUAUUCCAACCCAUCACGACAGGCGAUCGGGCCGGUGCCGGUAUUCUCACGACCAUCAUCAUCUGUGGUGUGAUUGGUGGUAGUGCCUUCUUGAUUAUUUAA
Messenger RNA from Emericellopsis atlantica, 1386 nucleotides. RefSeq names its product family 76 glycosyl hydrolase. NCBI's taxonomy places the organism in Eukaryota, Fungi, Ascomycota, Sordariomycetes, Hypocreales, Bionectriaceae. The record is from RefSeq and is a predicted model, not a curated record. The coding region runs from base 1 to 1386 and encodes 461 amino acids. Gene Ontology annotation, molecular function: mannan endo-1,6-alpha-mannosidase activity. The transcript has 3 exons. Gene Ontology annotation, biological process: fungal-type cell wall biogenesis; carbohydrate catabolic process.